UUAAAAAUCAGUUUUGUCAGAAGGUAUCCAUAUCCAUCCGCAAACUGUUGUGUUGGUAUCCAAAACUAGGGUUUUGUGAACUAUCGAUUUUCCUUGUUUUUAUCGAUCCAUUUUCUUGUGAGCUGAGUAUUUCUCUGCUGCAAAUACCAAUCCCAAUCCCAAUCCCAACAGUUUUUAUAUACAAAAUCGAAAAUGGUGGAAAGGAAGCUGUACAAAACGAAACUAUGCAUGCUUUAUCAGAGAGGUCGUUGUCAUCGUCAGACUUGCUCUUUCGCUCAUGGCAAUGCCGAGCUCCGUCGCUUCUCAGAUUCCGGUGGCGAAAGGCGAGAUUUUCGUGGUCGUGACUUGAGAGAGAAGCUUGAUAGAGAGCAUUCUCCAGUGGGCAGAUACUCUUCUGGUAGAGGGCAUUCUCCAGUGGGCAGAUACUCGUCUGGUAGAGGGCAUUCUCCAGUGGGCAGAUACUCCUCUGAUAGAGGGCAUUCUCCUGUGGGCAGAUACUCCGCUGAUAGAGAUGCAAGAGAGAGACAUGCAUCCCGUGGGCACAGUCCUACUGAGUCUGUUGAGAGGAGUGAUAGAAAGCGCAGGAUGAAACAUCAUUCGGAUGGUCAAAGUGAUAUCUCUGGAAGUUUGAACAUGUCAGAUGGGACAGGAAACCAUGUGAAGGAGAAAAAACAUUUAUCUUCCAAUUCCAAAGAUGUCCUUCAGCUUAGGCAGUUGCAAUCUGAAAUCAAUAUGUUGGAUGACGAAAAACGAGAACUGGAGAUAUACCUUGAAGAGACAACUUGUCAGGCAGAGAGUCUAGCUUCAAAAAAUCAGGAACUAGAGAUGGAACUUUUCAAGGAAAGGGAGGAACGUAAAAGGAUAACUUCGAAGGCUAAGCAGUUUAUUGAAGCAUAUAAUAAUCACUCACGGUUAGAAGCUGAACUGAAGAGGUCAGAAGCUCAGCUUCAAAACCUCGCUAAUAAACUCAACUCAGAUUUCAUCAGAACUGGUGCAAGUGAAGAGGAUUCUGCCAUCAACAUUAGUGAUGGAGGGAUGGCUGGUAAUCAUUUUAGCUCAUUGGAUGAGCAGCAGAAGAAUACUUCACCUACCAAGAAAAGGCCGAGAAUUCAUCAUGAAGCUGAUGAAACCUCAAAUCAAGCUUCAACAAGAGCAAAAGGAAAUGCUUCACAGAGGAUUUCUUAUCCUACUCAGCCGAGUAAUGAGAAGAAAGACGAGGCAGAGUUCAAUUGGGAGAAUGGGUAUAAGACCGUAGGGGGUGAAGAGAAGUCUAAGAAGGGGAUAAACUUUUCCAAUGACAUGACUUUCACUAACAAGCUUCAACAAAUGGAUAAUGGUCGGGCCAAUUGUCCACAGAGUUUCGAACCGUCCGCCACUGGUCUUCCAGGGAUUCUCGGUUAUCAAAUAAUUGGACCCAAAACUUCUGAUAUUGCCGUUGUUUUGCCAUCAACCAGCAUGGCCGCUCAUGCAAAGGAUGAAGAUGUCGAAGUUGGUGAGAUGGAGGAAAAGCUUGAAGUAGCUGGGAAUGCUACAAGAAGAGCUGGGAAGGGAGUUCCUUCUGGUAUCGCAGAGUUUCCUUUUCUUCCACCUCCUCCUCCUCUUCCUCGAGGUGCUUGUUUGCAGUAUAAGCUUGAUGAUGCAGAUGGACGUGAUGAAGAGACAUUGGAGGUGGAUAUUGUUUAGCGUAGUGAUCCAUAUGUUGCCAUUAUAGGAUGUGACUUCGUACGCUGCUGGUGAAUAUGUAGAGGAAUAGAGCUAAUGGGCUGGAAAUUAUGGUCCAUACAAGUUUUUUUGGAUACUAAAGAUUGUUAUCAACUAAAUUAACUGAGAAUGGUGCUUUAAGCUUGAUUACCAGUUUUCUUUUUGUACAGCAAAUUAGUAGUAUUGAGUCUAUUUGAGGUGUGCUCGUCUAUAAAGCAGCACAUAAAUAUACAUUACCUGUAUAAUUAUCAUUUAUUAUUUCUUAA
Molecule: messenger RNA, 1967 nt
Organism: Solanum dulcamara
Lineage: Eukaryota; Viridiplantae; Streptophyta; Magnoliopsida; Solanales; Solanaceae
Product: zinc finger CCCH domain-containing protein 13
Exons: 12
Coding region: 193-1683 (496 amino acids)
Molecular function (GO): metal ion binding
Source: RefSeq, a predicted model, not a curated record